Messenger RNA from Caenorhabditis sp. 36 PRJEB53466, 1623 nucleotides. Lineage: Eukaryota; Metazoa; Nematoda; Chromadorea; Rhabditida; Rhabditidae. The record is from the annotation of a GenBank genome assembly.
AUGUCCACCUCAGAAAAACUGUCCGCAGAUGACGUCCUGAAUACUCUAGGUAACUCCUCGAUUCGCCGUCAUCUCGUCUUAGACUAAAUCUGCUUCAGACAAGAGCAACCGUUACAUUCUUACGUGCAUUCUCGUGUGCGGACUCACGUGGGCUCCGAUCGCCGCCACUGGCCUCUGUCCUUCGUUCGUCGUCGCGGCGCCGGAGAACUCGACGUUUGUGGGUGUGGCCAAUGAGUUCAAUCUGACCGGAGACGCCACGUGGCUGGCGGACAGCACGACCACCUUCUACAUGGUCGGAAACAUGCUCGGCGGAAUGUUCAUCCCCCCGCUCGCCGACAAGUACGGCCGUCUGCCGGUCUUCGUCGUCACUGUGCUUCUGAUGGCUGCCGGCGGAAUAGUCUCAGCCUUCUCGACGUCCAUGAUGAUGUUCUGUGUGAUGCGGCUAAUCCAUGGCAUCUUCUACACGGCGUCGGGACUCGCCGGAUGGGUGCUGGGGUACGAGAACACCCCCCUUCGUCUCCGCUUCUUCACCUCCGUCUACUUCGGACUCAUGUGGGUCGUCGGCGCGUGCAUCCUCGCCCUCCUCGCAUUCGUUCUUCCCGAUUGGCGUUGGCUCAUGUUCUGUAUUUCCGUCCCCAGCAUCUUCGUCGCACUUUUGAUCUACACGUGAGCUCUCUGCUCAUUCCAUCCGAAGUUCACUUUUUCGUGUUCCAGGACAGUCCCCGAAAGUCUUCACUACCUGGUUUCCAGCAAAAAGACCGAGAAGAUCGAGGCGUGGCUGGAAAAGAUCCGAGGACCGAAGGGAGACAUUUCGGCCGCCGACAUUGUGGAAGUUCAGAACGAGAAGAGCUCGAGUCUGAAGAGUUUGUGUCGAGAGAUGUGGAAGCACAAGAUCUUCAUCGUUUACAUUUUCGUAAUGACCUACAUCUGGUAGCCAAUUCACCGCCCCACACGACUCAAUCACAUCCUUUCCAGGAUCGUCGAUACCUUCAUCUACUUCGGACUGGCGUUCUACUCAAAGAACCUAGCCGGCAACAUUUAUCUGAACUUUGUGCUGAUGAGUCUCGUCGAGGCGCCCGCCUACACCUUUUCGCCAAUUUUCAUGAACAAGUACGGUCGGAAGGUGCUCAUCUCCGGCACGCACAUCGUCGCCGGCCUCUCCUUUAUAGGCAUUGUUUUCUCUUCGGAAGAGUGGCACAUCCACUUCUGGCUCCUCGGAAAGUUUGCCAUUUCUUGCUCUUUCAUGAGCAUCUAUAUGUUUGCCAGCGAGGUUCGUGCAAAUGAUUGAGAAAGAGUAAAAUGGCAUCAGUUUUAGAUUUUCCCAACUGAUGGAAGGAACAAGUGCAUCGGAUUCUGUGAGACUUUAUCGAGAUUCGGAGGCAUGCUCUCUCCGUAUCUGUCCCAUUUGGUAAGAGAUAAAUCAUUUCAAAAGGGGAACCUCACCGUUUUCAGACGGCCGUCCAUUCGCUCGCCCCGGCCAUAACUCUCUCGCUGAUCGCCGUGUCCGGAGGCCUUCUCACUCUGAUUCUUCCGGAAACCCUCAACACGAAACUUCCGUCGACAAUUGCCGAAACUGCCAGUCGUCGGCAGUUGAUCGAUCGCUCCGAUUCGAACUCCAACUAG